ACGAGUCUCAGAGUAGGCCACGCACUAAUUGAGACGGCGGAGAGCAUCUCUCAAUUGGCAGCGCUAGAGAGCAGACUUCUCUCUCGGAGAGCAGUGAUAUAGGGUGCUCAGAGAUAUCAGCCACGUGCAUCGAACAAGAGAACUGAACUAUGACGCGUCUCAUCAUUCUGCUGGCGCUUUCCUCCUUCACUUUGGCCAGCGUCAAUGGUGCCCGGAUUUUAGGGUUGUUUCCAUAUCCGAGUCGCAGCCACCUGAACGUAUACUCAACCCUGACGAAGGCCCUUGCAGCCAGGGGCCACGAGCUGGUCGUGGUCAGCGCGUAUUCGCUGGCCAAGCCGCCCGCCAACUACACUGACAUCGACUCCAUGCCGGCGGUCAAGGCCAUCCAUGACGCCAUCUUCAACGCUGAUGUUUACGAUGACUUCUCAGACUUUCCGCUCUACCUAAUCAUGACCUCCUUCUGGGACGAGGGACUCUGGGUGACUGAGGAGUUCCUAAAGUACUCGAAGGUUCAAGAUAUUCUGCAAGACAAACGAGGAUUCGAUCUCGUGAUAUCGGAGGCUUUUGUUGACGAGGCAGUGUAUGCCUUUGCGUUUCACUUCCAAGCUCCCCUGAUAUUAAUUUCCUCUAUGAACGGUUUGCACUGGAUUAACCACGCAGUCGGCAACCCGGCACCUUUGUCUUACUACCCUAACCCCAUGCUUACCUACACCGAUCGCAUGGAAUUCUCCGAGAGACUCACAAACUUCCUCUUCACGAAAGUGUGGGACUUGGGAAACUAUUUCUACUACUAUCCGAAGCAGAAUGAACUCAAAGAAAAGUUUUUCGGGCCUGGCUUGCCGGACGUAAGGGAAAUUGAACGAAAUGCCAGCCUCGUGUUGCUGAACGCCCACUUCACGACGACCUUUCCGCGCCCUUUGGUGCCCGCGAUGGUCGAGGUGGGUGGCAUGCACGUUAGCCCGAAGACCAACAAACUACCCGCGGACAUUCAGGAAUUCCUGGAUGGUGCCACGCAAGGAGCGAUUUACUUUUCAAUGGGCUCCAAUCUGCGCAGCGACCUCAUGCCCGCGGAGAAGAUUCGCGAGAUUCUGGCGGCAUUCGCCAAAAUUCCGCAGCGGGUGCUCUGGAAAUGGGAGUCGGAUGAGUUGGCUGAGCGCCUGGAAAACGUAAAAACCGCAAAGUGGUUGCCACAACAGGACAUCCUCGCGCACCCCAACGUCAAAGUAUUCAUAACUCACGGCGGAUUACUGAGUGCCCAGGAGGCGGCGUUCCAUGGAGUGGCACUGAUUGGAAUUCCGAUUUUCGGCGACCAAAUGCUCAACGUGAAGCAGGCGGAACGCGCUGGAUACGCGGUCGUCGUGAAUUAUCAUACUAUAUCUGAAAGCAGUUUCUCGGCAGCCAUCGCCAAAGCUCUUCACGAUGACAGAAUCCAAUCUGAAGCGAAGCGGCGAGCAAAGGUUGUGCGAGACCAGCCGCAAACAGCAUUGGAAAGAGCUGUCUACUGGACGGAGUACGUCCUUCGGCACCGAGGCGCUCCUCAUUUACGGUCAGAGGCACUCUCUUUAGAUUGGUACCAAUUGGAACUUCUCGACGUGUAUUCAUUCAUCACUCUUGUCCUGCUCGCACUCUUAUUGUCACUCGCGUUUUGCGUCAGGAAGUUGAUAAGCAAUUGUACUAGAAAUAAUAAAAUUAAAUCUGAUUCGCUCGCGCGAGGCAAAAACGACGAGAUGCAGUUAUCAGCGGCACUCGCUCUCGCUUUUUUGCUUGCCGGGUGCCAGCAGACGCUCGGUGCCAAAAUCCUGGCCAUCACGCCCAUCGUCUCACCGAGCCACGGCAUCUGGAAUCGCGCCCUGCUCGAGGGGCUGGCUGACAAGGGCCACGACGUUACGGCAAUCAUCCCAUUCGUAGGCAAGAAUAGGACUGGUAUAAGCUACCAUGACAUUGGUGGGCUAUACGAAGAUGACGACUUCAUUGAAUUUGCCCACCUGGGCAUCAAAGGCAACAUUGACGCCUUCUGGGACUUUGCAACCGAAGUGAACCCGACUCAAGCCAAAUCAGAAGUGUCCAAGCGGCUGCUGAUCGACAGCAAGGAAAAGUACGACCUGGUCAUAUAUGAGAUGUGCAUGAGCGAAGUGUUUGUCGCUAUCCUACCCAAAUUUCAAGCGCCGAUCGUCGCGAUCGACGCUUACGCCGACGGCUGGUGGAAUUGGGAAGCGUUCGGGGUUGAUGCUCGUCCUUCUAUUUUUCCAAGCUCCAUUCUACCUUACAAGUAUCCAAUGACAUUUCGUCAAAGGGUUGUCAAUUUUCUGACUCGCCUCUAUGAUCGAUACCAGAGGAGAAACUAUCUCAAAGUUCAGCAGGCUCUUGCCAAUCACGUAUUUGGCAAACAAGCGUCGCAGAUAGACGAGGUGGAAAAUAAUUACGACUUUUUCUUGAUCAACAAUGGACCUCCGGGCGUGGAUUUGGGCAGGGCCCUCCCUCCGAAUUUCAAGGAAGUAGGCUGCCUGCAGUGCAGACCAGCUGACCCAAGCCAACUCCAACCCAACGUCAGAGAAUUCCUGGACAGUGCAACGGACGGAUUCAUUUUCUUUAGUCUGGGGUCCAAUGUGAAGAGUAGCCUUCUUCCCGAUGAUGUUAAAAAGGGGAUUAUAGAAGUUUUUGGCAAGCUUAAACAAAAGGUUUUGUGGAAAUUCGAGGAUGACAAUUUGCCCGGCAAGCCGAAAAACGUUCUCAUCAACAAGUGGCUAUCUCAACAGGACGUAUUAGGCCACAAAAACAUGCGUAUUUUCAUCACGCAUGGCGGUCGACUCAGCGCCCAAGAGGCGAAUUACCACGGCGUGCCGCUAGUUGUCAUUCCUAUUUUCGCCGACCAGCACAAAAAUGGAGAGAAUGCACUCAACGCCGGCGUCGGGGUCACACUCAAAUUUUUAUCGUUUACUAAAGAGAAGUUCGCCAAGGCCAUUCAUGAAGUGCUUAAUAAUCCGAUUUACAGAGAAAAUGCUCAGCGGUAUUCGUCGAUCGCCAGAGACACGCUGCACACGCCGUUGGAAGAGGCAACUUUUUGGAUCGAGUACGUUAUUCGGCACAAAGGAGCAAAGCACUUGCGACCGGCCGGCCAGCACCUCAACUGGAUCCAGCUCCAUUCAAUCGACGUGAUUGCAUUUCUGCUCUCACCUUUUGUUCUAAUAGCGUUCCUCUUGAAAAAGUUCCUCUGUUCAAAGAAGGAGAAAGUUAAAAAGCAAUAAAAUUUAUUUACUUUA
This is a messenger RNA of Cloeon dipterum, 3260 nucleotides long. RefSeq lists its product as uncharacterized. Gene Ontology annotation, molecular function: UDP-glycosyltransferase activity. Bases 150 to 3245 code for a protein of 1031 amino acids. NCBI's taxonomy places the organism in Eukaryota, Metazoa, Arthropoda, Insecta, Ephemeroptera, Baetidae. The record is from RefSeq and is a predicted model, not a curated record. The transcript has 13 exons.